Molecule: messenger RNA, 3032 nt
Organism: Trifolium pratense (red clover)
Lineage: Eukaryota; Viridiplantae; Streptophyta; Magnoliopsida; Fabales; Fabaceae
Product: potassium transporter 10-like
Exons: 9
Coding region: 411-2780 (789 amino acids)
Biological process (GO): potassium ion transmembrane transport
Cellular component (GO): membrane
Molecular function (GO): potassium ion transmembrane transporter activity
Source: RefSeq, a predicted model, not a curated record
UCCAAUUUGUCUGAAAAUUUCAUUUUCUUGUCAGAUAUCAUAUUGUCACCAAUGUUCAGUAUUUUCGUUACCUACUUGAUUUUCUCUUCCUCAAGACAAUUACCGAACUAUAAACAGGGUUGUUUUCAAUUUUCAUCAUUGAAUUCUUCAUAAAUUCCAAUCAUAUAUGGAAUUUUGGUUCGUUAAAUAACACCAAAUUUCAUCAAAUUGUUCUUCUAUUGAACACACUUCUAUGUCAUCAGACCAAGUACCAGCUUAUUUUGAAAUGGAAUUAAGGGGAGGGUUGGUUUUGCAAACUCAGUCUGAAAAAUGAAGUUAUCCAACUCUUUAGCAUAUUCAUGUGUUGAUUUUGUGUGUUUCGGUAACAGCAUAAGUUCUCAGAAGUUGGAAGGUAUUGAAUCAAAUUUGAAAUGGCUUCACCAUUGGAGAUUGAUGAAGUGAAUGAAAACAAAGGUAGUAUGUGGGAUUUGGAACAAAAAAUUGACCAACCAAUGGAUGAAGAAGCAGGAAGACUCAGAAAUAUGUACAGAGAAAAAAAAUUUUCUGCGCUUUUGCUUUUAAGGCUCGCAUAUCAGAGUCUUGGUGUAGUAUAUGGAGAUUUGGGAACUUCACCUUUAUACGUUUUCUAUAACACAUUUCCUCAUGGAAUUGAACAUCGGGAGGAUGUGGUCGGAGCUCUUUCUUUGAUCAUAUACUCUCUUACUCUUGUGCCACUGCUCAAAUAUGUUUUUAUUGUAUUAAGAGCGAAUGAUAAUGGCCAAGGUGGAACAUUCGCUCUUUAUUCCUUGCUCUGCCGACAUGCGAAUAUAAAAAUCAUACCAAACCAGCACCGUACGGAUGAAGAGUUGACGACGUACAGCCGGACUGCAUUCCAUGAGAAGUCAUUUGCAGCAAAAACUAAAAGAUGGUUAGAGGAACAAGCAUUUAUUAAAAGUACUAUUCUUAUUCUUGUCCUUGUUGGUACCUGCAUGGUGAUUGGAGAUGGUAUUCUUACCCCAGCUAUAUCUGUUUUAUCUGCUGCUGGUGGCAUCAAGGUAAAUCGCCCUGAAAUGGAUAGUGGCGUGGUUGUGCUUGUUGCCGUUGUAAUAUUAGUUGGACUAUUCAGCAUGCAACAUUAUGGUACAGAUAGAGUUGGUUGGCUCUUUGCUCCAAUUGUUUUGCUUUGGCUUCUCUUAAUUGGAGGUAUAGGUAUGUACAAUCUCUCGAGAUUUGGUGGCAAUGUCCUAAAAGCCUUUUCACCUCUCUAUGUGUAUCGAUAUCUAAGAAACGGACGCAAAAAAAGUUGGCUUUCACUUGGUGGAAUCUUGCUCAGUAUAACAGGGACAGAAGCUCUCUUUGCCGACUUAGCUAAUUUUCCAGUCUCAUCCGUACAAAUUGCAUUUACUCUUAUUGUGUUUCCUUGCCUUCUUUUGGCAUAUUCUGGACAGGCUGCUUAUCUGGUGGAUAACUUGGAUCAUUAUCAAGAUGCUUUUUAUCGUAGUAUUCCAGAUAGAAUAUACUGGCCAGUAUUUGUUAUUGCAACACUAGCAGCAAUAGUUGCAAGCCAAGCCACAAUAACUGCAACCUUUUCAAUCAUUAAGCAAGCUCUUGCUCAUGGAUGUUUCCCUAGAGUCAAAGUCGUACAUACAUCGAAAAAGUACCUUGGCCAGGUAUAUAUUCCGGAUAUCAAUUGGAUCCUUAUGGUUCUUUGCAUUGCCGUCACUGCCGGCUUUAAAAAUCAAAGUCAGAUUGGAAAUGCUUAUGGCACUGCAGUUGUGUUAGUCAUGCUGGUUACAACACUGUUGAUGAUUUUGGUCAUGAUAUUAGUUUGGCACUGUCAUUGGAUUCUUGUCGUUGUAUUCACCGGCUUAUCAUUGAUUGUUGAAUGCACAUACUUCUCUGCUGUACUCUUCAAAGUCGAUCAAGGUGGAUGGGCACCCCUUGCAAUUGCCGGAGUAUUUCUGAUUGUAAUGUAUGUUUGGCAUUACGGUACGGUGAAGCGCUACGAGUUUGAAUUGCAUAGCAAAGUCUCAAUGGCAUGGAUUCUCGGUCUCGGUCCCAGUUUAGGACUAGUUCGUGUCCCUGGAAUCGGCCUAGUCUAUACAGAGCUUGCAAGUGGAGUUCCCCACAUAUUUUCUCAUUUCAUUACAAACCUACCAGCACUCCAUUCCGUUGUGGUUUUCGUGUGUGUGAAAUAUCUUCCUGUCUACACUGUCCCGGAAGAAGAACGGUUUCUUGUCAAGCGUAUCGGACCAAAGAAUUACCACAUUUUUCGGUGCGUGGCACGAUAUGGAUAUAAAGACCUACAUAAAAAAGACGAUGAUUUCGAAAAGAAACUCUUCGAUAACCUUUUCAUGUUUGUUCGACUUGAGUCAAUGAUGGAAGGUUGCUCAGAUUCAGAAUACAGCUUAUGUGAACCGCAAAAUGAACAAUCAAGAGAAUUCAUGUUAAAUAACAAUGGAAACACAACUUCAAUGAGUAAUGUGGAUUUUUCAGUUUCAUCGGUAGAUUCAAUAGUUCCUGCAAGAUCACCAUCACAUGUGAAUGUUGUUACUUUUCAAUCUUCUAGUCACUGUACCGACAUUGAUGAACUUGAAUUUUUAAACAGUUGUAGAGAAGCCGGUGUUGUUCACAUACUUGGAAACACAGUUGUGAGGGCUAGUAGGGAUUCAAGAUUCUACAAGAAAAUAGCUGUUGAUUAUAUAUAUGCAUUUCUUAGGAAAAUAUGCAGAGAAAAUAGUGUGAUCUUCAAUAUUCCUCACGAGAGUCUCUUAAAUGUUGGUCAAGUUUUCUAUGUAUAGUCAUUUUUUGUUUUUCCUUUGGAUAAAGAACAAUAAGAUUAUUCAUCAUUUUGUGACUGCAAUUUUUGUGCAGAGUUAAAGUUUCUUGUUUAGAAUUCAUAUGUACAGGAUUUGUUAAGAUAUGACAUUUGUGAAUGCCAAAUAUAGCAUAAGAACAAAUACUUUUUGGUAAACUAGUGUAAAGAUUUUAUGUGUAUAGGAUCUAUAUCAGAGAAUGGCUUAAACAUUUAAUUAUAUAUUUUUCUUUUCAAA